Myxocyprinus asiaticus (Chinese sucker) is the source of this 10094-nucleotide messenger RNA. Its product is annotated as dynamin-1-like. The record is from RefSeq and is a predicted model, not a curated record. Gene Ontology annotation, molecular function: GTPase activity; GTP binding; microtubule binding. The transcript is spliced from 24 exons. Gene Ontology annotation, cellular component: cytoplasm; microtubule; membrane. Lineage: Eukaryota; Metazoa; Chordata; Actinopteri; Cypriniformes; Catostomidae. The coding region runs from base 201 to 2747 and encodes 848 amino acids.
UCAUCAUCUCAGAGGGACCUGGAGAGAGACGCACACACACACACACACACACACACACACAGAGAGAGAGUCCAGAAUAAUCAAUAAAUGCCGCUGAAAUAAAUCGCCAAACAGCCGCUGGAACGCCCUGAUAUCAGGGUGACCGGGAGGGAUUCGUGUUUUAUUCGGUGUUAGAGCUCGAGCAGGUGCCGUUAGUCAGGAUGGGGAACCGAGGGAUGGAAGAUCUGAUUCCUCUGGUGAACCGAAUGCAAGACGCGUUCUCCGCCAUCGGACAGAACGCCAAUCUGGACCUGCCGCAGAUCGCGGUGGUGGGCGGACAGAGCGCCGGGAAGAGCUCCGUGCUCGAGAAUUUCGUGGGGAAGGACUUCCUCCCGCGUGGAUCUGGGAUCGUCACCCGUCGUCCCCUGGUCCUGCAGCUCAUCAACUGCCCCACAGAAUAUGCCGAGUUUCUUCACUGUAAGGGGAAGAAGUUCACAGAUUUUGAUGAGGUUCGUCAGGAAAUCGAGGCGGAGACGGAUCGUGUGACGGGGCAAAACAAAGGCAUCUCGCCGGUGCCAAUCAACCUGCGCGUCUGCUCACCAAACGUGUUGAAUCUGACUUUGGUGGAUCUGCCGGGAAUGACUAAAGUUCCUGUGGGCGAUCAACCCGCCGACAUUGAGCAUCAGAUCAGAGAUAUGCUCAUGCAGUUUGUGACUAAAGAGAACUGUCUGCUGCUCGCUGUGUCGCCUGCAAACUCUGAUCUCGCCAACUCUGAUGCACUGAAGAUUGCCAAAGAGGUCGACCCCCAGGGUCAGCGUACUAUCGGUGUGAUCACAAAGCUGGAUCUGAUGGAUGAAGGAACUGAUGCUCGCGACAUCCUGGAAAACAAACUGCUGCCGCUGCGGAGAGGUUACAUUGGUGUGGUGAACCGCAGUCAGAAAGAUAUCGAUGGGAAGAAAGAUAUUAACGCUGCGAUGGCGGCAGAGAGGAAGUUCUUCUUGUCUCAUCCCAGUUACAGACACCUGGCUGAUCGCAUGGGAACACCGUACCUGCAGAAAGUCCUCAACCAGCAACUGACCAAUCACAUCCGCGACACACUGCCCGGUCUGCGAGCUAAACUGCAGAAUCAGCUGCUGUCCAUCGAGAAGGAAGUGGAGGAAUACAAGAACUUCCGUCCAGACGAUCCGUCCCGGAAGACCAAAGCCCUUCUGCAGAUGGUGCAGCAGUUCUCUGUGGACUUUGACAAGCGUAUCGAGGGUUCUGGAGAUCAGAUCGACACGUAUGAGCUGUCAGGAGGAGCCAGAAUCAAUCGCAUCUUCCAUGAACGAUUCCCAUUCGAGCUGGUGAAGAUGGAGUUUAAUGAGAAGGAGCUGCGUAAGGAGAUCAGUUACGCCAUCAAGAACAUUCACGGCAUCAGAACCGGCCUCUUCACUCCUGACAUGGCCUUUGAGACCAUAGUGAAACGGCAGAUCUCCAAGAUUAAAGAGCCGUGCCAGAAAUGUGUGGACAUGGUCAUUUCUGAGCUUGUCAAUACUGUUAGGCAGUGUACCAAGAAGCUGGCACAGUAUCCCAUGCUGAGAGAAGAAAUGGAGCGAAUCGUCACGCAGCACAUCCGCGACCGUGAGAGUCGCACGAAAGAUCAGGUGUUGCUGUUGAUUGACAUCGAGCUGGCGUACAUGAACACCAAUCAUGAAGACUUCAUCGGAUUUGCCAAUGCUCAACAGAGAAGCAAUCAAAUAAACAAGAAGAAAGCGGCUGGUAAUCAGGAUGAAAUCAUGGUGAUCAGAAAGGGCUGGCUGACCAUCAACAACAUCGGUAUCAUGAAGGGCGGGGCCAAAGAGUACUGGUUUGUCCUGACGGCCGAAUCGCUGUCCUGGUACAAGGAUGAUGAGGAGAAGGAGAAGAAGUACAUGCUGCAGGUGGAUAAUCUGAAGCUCAGAGAUGUGGAAAAAGGAUUCAUGUCCAGCAAACACAUCUUUGCCCUGUUCAACACUGAGCAGAGGAACGUGUAUAAGGACUACCGUCAGCUGGAGUUGGCGUGUGAGAGUCAGGAGGACGUGGACGGAUGGAAGGCCUCGUUCCUGCGCGCUGGCGUUUACGCCGAACGUGUGGUGGAGAAGGAAAAGAGUGACGCUAGUGAUGAGAACGGUUCGGACAGUUUCAUGCACUCUAUGGAUCCUCAGUUGGAGAGGCAGGUGGAGACCAUCCGUAACCUGGUGGACUCGUACAUGUCCAUCGUCAACAAGACUGUACGAGACCUGAUGCCCAAAACCAUCAUGCACCUCAUGAUCAAUAAUACAAAGGAGUUCAUUAAUGCGGAGCUGUUAGCACAGUUGUACUCGUGCAGCGAUCAGAACACACUGAUGGAGGAGUCCGCUGAACAAGCGCAGCGGCGCGACGAGAUGUUGCGGAUGUACUUUGCCCUUAAAGAAGCGCUCAGCAUCAUCGGUGACAUCAGCACCACCACCGUCUCCACGACGCUGCCGCCUCCUGUAGACGACUCCUGGCUGCAGGUGCAACGCACAGGUUCAGGAGGACGGUCUCCCGCCACUAGCCCGACCCCUCAGAGACGGGCUCCUCCUCCAGGCCCUCCGGCACGCCCAGGCUCUCGCGGCUCGGCCCCGGGCCCCCCUGCUGCAGGUGGACCACCUGUUCCGUCUCGCCCGGGGGCCUCUCCAGACCCCUCCAGCGGGCCCCCUCCUCAGGUUCCAUCCCGGCCUAACCGAGCUCCCCCCGGUGUGCCCAGAAUUACAAUCAGUGAUCAAUGAGGACUGACGCUUCUGCGCUCCCUGAACUCACUGGCCAGAAGACGACACCAAACGCCCAUGAAGGCCGGCCAAACAAGGUCGACCUCUUUCACCCCAAGAGCCCCCUUCCUCCUCACGACCCUUAGCAGCUCCUCUUCACUUCUCCUCUACUUUCUGCUUCUCUGUUUUUCUCUCAUCUCACUCUGAACUGAGACAAACAACCCAGAACCCACCAGCACAACAGAACCGCCAUGAACACUGGACAACAACGAGAAAGAACAUAAAGGAACCCGACAAGACAUUUUUCAUCACGUCUUCGAUGGCAGGAGUGGAGAAAUACUUUCUAUCUGUUGCCUGGUCAUCAUGGUGUCUCUCCUUCGGUUAAUGCUCCUCAACCUUCAAAGCUCAUUGUGAUAGUCCACAACCCUCAAAAUGUUCUAGUAUCUUCUCAUGUUGCUGACCACAUUAAAAAGAAUGCCUUUUCUGACAUGAAUCAUGUAAUCCAGCGGUUUCCAAAAAUGUUCACGAAGUCUCCUGACACACUCAUUUUGGCUCCACUACACGAGCUGACGAGUUCAUUCAGGUGUGCUUGAGGGAGACAUCUGAAAUGUGUAGCGACAAGUUUGGAAACCGCUUAUUUGAACGAUGUGUAAAGGUUUACCUGCUUAAUUUCAACCUAAAACGAAUGAAUUCCAUCUGUAGUGUUAAAUAGGCAUUUAGGCCUAUUCUUGUUAGAGGUUAUGAUGAUGUGAUUAAAAGCGUUCAGGUAUGAGGAUGUGUUCACUCUAUGGCAAGCCGAAAUGACAUUUAAUCACGUGCAAGAUCUGAAUCAUAGAUAUCAACAAUUACAUUUUCUCGAUGGAAUUACAAGUGAAAAUGCUCAUUUUUUAUAUCAGUAAUUAGGUUUGCACUAGUAAAAAUUUCAGUUUUUUAGAGUAAUUAAAUAUAUCUUAAAAGGCUUUCUUACUAGUUAUAAUCACAUUGCAUUAACGUUUUUACUAGUUGUAAUUUAAUUGUUGAUAUCAGGAAUGGACAGUUGCACUAGUGACAAAGUAAUUAUUGAAGUCAUUUUUACUAGUAAGAAUUGCAUUGCUAAUCAAUAAAAUUUUAAUUUCAACUAGUAUGAAAUUAAUUAUAGAUUUCUUUAAUUGUGUUUUGAACAGGAGUGAAUGACAGAUCAUUAUGAAAUUCUACUUGUGAAAAUGCAGUCACAAAUAACAAGAUUACAAUUUUUUACUCAUUCAAAUUCCAAUUUGAUAUCAAGAAUUAACGUUUUUAUACUCAGUGCAUAUGUAAUUAUGAAGAAUAAGCAUUUACACUAUUGGAAAUUGAAUUGUGGAUAUCUGCACAUGAUGAAGUCAAUUCGACUUGCCGAGUUCAGAAAUAAAUUAUACAUGUAUAUGUCAUAAAAAUCGGGCUGACGAGACAAAACUCUGGUAAUGACGAGAUUUGCGUCACGCUUCCUGUACGCGGACGCUCAACCGUCUGACUGAAGUAUACUUUGGGCUUAACUUCCUGUGUGACUGGCAAUUUAGGUCACAUCCACACUAGUCCGUUUUCAGUUUCCUAACAUCAUCGUUUUCCAAAAUAUGCGGUGAUGGACAGUAUUUGUCUUUUAAAUAGUCCACGCCCCCAUCACUUCAGCCACACCCCUCUCCCAAAAACCCCACCCUCCAAAGACACAUCAGCCAACCCAAUAUCAGCAAACCUGAAUGCACAAAAUGAUUGACAGUUGGAUUGUGUCUUCUGAUAUAUGUGUAAAUAAUUGUAGCCACAGUUAAAAUUAAUUAAAUGACAUCUAAUUUAAUUAACGACAUGAUCUUAAUCCAAUUAAUCACAAUUAAUUGCAUACCAAUAUUUGCUGAGAUAGACCCCCCAAAAAAGGUCAUUUAGAACAAUUAAUUAUAAAUAUUAUAUACAGACCUAAUAAAUAUUAUAAUUAAGAUAAAUCAAAUACAUUUUGUAUGUGCAGCUGGAGUUGCGCUGACUGCCCCCUAUAGCAUCAAGGUGCUACAUCAAGCUUGAAUUGCUCCGAUAGUAGGAACGUUCCUUAUUACGGAAUUUACGUACAUGUCGGGUGCAAGAUUAAUUGCAUACAUUUUUUUUAACGCAUUUAUUUUUCACACUAAAUUAACACUUUAAAUAAACAGCCCUAGUUAAAAUACAUUAUAAUCCUUGCCUGUUUGAAGUUUAAGGAGUGAAACUAAAAAAAAUCACUUACAGCACCUUUAAACUCAACAUUAAUUGUCAACUUUAUCCAGUACGAGCUGUGCAUUGAAAUUAUGCAAAACAAUUUAAAGUCUGAUUUUACUUGUUUAUUUGUAAUUUAGGAUUGAAAAAUCAAGAUUAAGCAAAUAAAAAAAUAUCCCCUCUGGUUGAUGCAUAGAAAUCCUUACAGUUUGAGAUGUUUUUGUUUUGUCGAUAAUGAGAAAAUAUGGACGCAACCCUCCACCACAGUGAACUGUAUUUCUGUCGUUUGUAGUACUAACUUUACUGAUGAUGAUAAUAAUAAUAAUAAAGCCCCUGUUGGUAAUAGUUCACGUUGUGGCAUGACAAAACCCUUCAGCCGUUUCAACUGUGCCGUAUCAAUAGUAUAUUUCUGUAUGUUUAUCUUCACUUCAACUCGUGCAAAGUCUUUCCUAACUGCACUGAAUUUGUCAAUUUAAGUCUUAGUAAAAACCGAUAAUAAGAAAAUAAUUACCGUUAUAUAUGAGUAAACCAUUAAUCAUGAACAUAUCUUAAGUGUGUUGCGUCUUUGUGGUGCAUUUAUGCAAAUUGUGCUUCCACUGUUUAGAAAAUAGUGUAGUCCACAUGUAUGAUUACUGAAUAUGAAAUUAUGAUGUAUAAGUAAUUUAUUUAAAUUAAAUGUAUGAUAAUGUGCAAAAAAAUAAUGGUGUAUAGAAGAGUAAACUGGGCCUCUUUCUGUGUUUGGACAGAAAGGUGUAAUGAUACGGAGUAUGUAACGGGUGACAGAAUGAGUGUGUGUAUUAAUGUGUCCUGCUGUGUAUCUUCUGCUGUUGAUUGGACGACUUUGGCGAUCAAUAAAGUUCAGUGUACCAAAAUGUUGCUUUUGUAUCAUUUUUAUGUCUUCGUCUUAGCACACUAAGCCAGAUACAAAUAAUAAAAAUAAAGAGGAAUCAUUUAAGCAUAUGGGUAGGUGACAAAUAUCAAACUAUUAGUUGGUUAAGCUUAAUCCUUCUACAGUAUUCGGUCAUUUUUGACCGAAAUUUUUUUUCCUCAUUAAAUAAAAAUGGUUUCCUUUAUCUGAGCAGUAAAAGACAUGGUGACUUUUCCUCCAUUUGCCAUCUGAACAUACAACUGAAUUGAUUCGAUAAGUCUAAGUGGUCGUUUAAAAAAAAAAAAAAAAAAAAAAAAAAAAAAAGUGACACCUUUGGUAUUCACGGUCAAAAUUGACCGAAUAUUGAAAAUGAAUGGGAAAGACCAAAAAACAGCAUUUUUUUUCUCUGUCAAAUACAAUUAAUAAAUCAGUCACAAUGCAGAAAAAACAGACAAAAAUUACAGGGUGAGACUCUAAAACAUCCUCAGUGCAAAACAUCCACACCCACUCACACACAAACACUUAAAACUUACACACACAAACAAAAAUGAACUGGUGAGACUAUAACGCAGAGCUUUUUUACAUUUGUCAAAAAAAAAUUUAAAAAAAUAAAUCAGUGACAAUGCUAAACAUACACACUCAGAAAUGAAGGGGUGAGACGAUAACACACUCACACACACACAGAACCAGGGCAUCAAUAAGUGGAGCUCUACAACCAUCUUUUGGUCAUUGUUGGAAUUACAAGUCAUCUGUAGUUUUCUAGCUGAUGACAGCAAUCUGACACACUCACACAUACACACACACAUUUGUGAAAUACAUUUUUACUAUAGAAAGUUUGAAAUUGCAAAAUGUUACUCUGAUUCUUCUGUUUUGUACUCAUUUUCAUGACAUUAUUAUGCAUUUACUAUUACCUUUAAUAGUACUUUAUGUUUGAAAUUAAUUAUUGGUAGAAAAAUGUUUAUUCUGUGUUUUCUCUUUGUAACACCAUGGUCAGGUUUGAUUGUAAACAUAAUGACAUUACCUGCAAAAACUGACAAUUCAAAUCAAUUUAAAAUGCUAAACUUUGACAAAUAGUAGUUUGAUAAUGUCUAAAUAUAUAUCCAAAUGCAUAUCUUGUGAUAAAAUAUAAAAUUAGGUUACAACAAGUCAUCAGACUACACAGUAUGUGUCUACAGUCAUCUACUGGCUGUUACUGGCAUGACAUGGUGUUCAACUCAUGUUAUUUAUAUUUUGUUCACCAGAUGGCAGCAAUCUGCCUCCAAUUUAUGUCACAUUCUCAUAUUUCCUUCAUGUUUCAACUUAUAGAAGUGUAGGUUCUGAAUAGUAAUUUUUUUAAAUUUUAAUGUAUCAUCAUCAUCAUCAGCAUCAUAACAAAAGGGUUACUCAUCUGACCCUUCCGGUCAAAAAUGACCGCAAAUAACAAAUGGAGGUGCCCUUUUUCAAUACCAUAGGAGUUAAUUCAUUGGAAUAAGUUGAAGUGUCUGAGCUUGACCAGAGAAUAUUAAAGACAUUUUUAUAUAUACUGUUCAACAAAUACAUUGUUGAACUUGAACAUGAAUUCAUAUUUACUUUCACAUCAUGAACUUAAGACAUCGAAUACACCAGGUGCCAUUUUGCUCAAUCAGGUUUAUUAGGAGGAAAAUCAUUAAUAUCUGAAAUAUUUCCGCUGAAAUUAUUCCUUCAUUGUGUUUCGACAGACUAAAUUAAAAACAGAUUAGUGUAGGUAAUUAUUCCAAAUAAAUAGAAUUCUCCUUUAGUAUGAAAUCACAGACACAGAUCUCUCUUCUCGCCACGAGCGUGUCUUUUCUCACCACUAUAUUCAUCUGUUUAUCUUCAGCAGGCAAAGGUAAGCAUUACUUUCAUCCUUCUCCCCACAUGAAUAUACAGUAUGAUACACAGUUACACUAUUUACACGGUUACAUUAACAAGCAAAUUUUUUCUCUAAAGUAGUUUGUUUCUUAAAAUCAAAAUAACUUGUGUUGUUGUUAAAGAUUGAUUAAAGCCCACCCCCAAAUUAAUAAUAACUAUAAAAGCUAUUCAAAGAAAAUGCAGAGAUAAAUGUUGCAUAAGCUCCGAAUAAUAAAAGUGCUUUAGAGUUCACCUGAUCCAGCUAGUGGGGUAAAAUACAGUCUUAGUGAAGAACAAACAGUAUUCAGAUGUAAACUCAUAAUUAUCCUCGUCCAAAACAUGUUCCAGUUAUAUGAUAAUAUGCUUUAUUCACUUUUCUGAACUUCUGCAGGUGAAAAUAAACAAUAAAUACAUAACACAAUGAAGCUUAUAAAUAUAAUGCAUUAUAAAGCUAUUAUUAAUACAUUACACAUUACACUAACCUCAGUUAUAAUACAUUAUAACACUUAUUUUUCAGUUUCAUGUGUUACAUAAUGUGUUAUCAUCGGUUAUAUUGUAUCAUCCUCUUUACAGGUGUAACAUGAUAAUACAUUACAUAUAAACACAUGAUCAUAUAUUUUAAUGCAUAACACUUUUUAAAAGCAUAACUACACUGCGAAGAAAAGUAUUUUUUGUCUUAUUUUACAGUAAAAUUAUCACAAAAAGAAAUCUUAAAACAUGAAAUAAUUACUUGAGAAGCAGAAUGACAUUAAAUCUUAAAACAUUUGGCGAGGUUUAUGCUUUAAACAAGAAAAAAAUAUUUGACAAUGGGGUAAGACUUUUUAUAUAUAUAUAUAUAUAUAUAUAUUAUAUUUUUUUACCCCCAUUCUUACCCCCAAAUAGAUGUUUCUUAUUAAAGGGAUAAACUUUACUAAAGUCCAUUAGAUGUCUCUGAAAAUAAGACAAAAUAUGUCAUUUUGCUUCUCGUGUAAAUUGAUCUUGUUUUAAGAAUGUUUAAAUAUUUUUACUGGAAAAUAAGACAAAUGAUUAUUUGAAGUGUAUAUACCAGGAGGAUACAUGUAUGAUAACUGUGGUAAUUAUUUAUGAAAACACACAACUGUUAAGGUAUAUAAUACGCUUUAUAAUGCAUUACAUAAAGGCUUCGUAGACAAUAUUUCCGAAUCCAGUUGAUUCUAAACACCCAUAAUUCUCUUGAAAGUUUCUGAGGGCCAACUUGACUCUGAUGAAAGAUGUUUGGGGAUUAAGUCACUCUUUAAGUCUUGCUCAUGUGAAAGGAAUCUUUACAAACUCUGAUAUCUGUAAUAUAUGUACAACUCUCAAACUUGUGCACUCAUUUAAACAGUCGAUCACUCACUUAACAUCAAAACCACACAAACUCUCAGCCGACACACAGCUAGCAUCAUAGAGUUAGCCACAAACAACCAUCAAGUCUCUUUAUAAAUAUCAAUCAAAUAUCUUCAAGGUUUUGAUUUGAUGGGUCACACAUUCUAGACUAACACAAGGUGCUUGUGUGUGUGUGUGUGUCUGUAGGGGAGAAAUCAUUAAUUAUAUCUGUCAAUCAAUUCCUUCAGUAUUAAACUAAAUAAUGCCCAGUGAAAAUACAACUGAAAGCCAUAAACAACCCUGACAAUUAGUGGCAUUACAUGAAACAUUGUGAACUUUAACUGGUGAGUUUUUUUCCCCCGUCGCAAACCCUCGGUUCAUAUUAGUUGAACAACAAUGUAAUUCUUAAACUGCAUAUUAAGAUUAUCACAUUUCCUGUUCAAACAAUUAAUGAACUGAAAGUCUGCACAGCACAAACCAAACGAUUUGUGAAUCUGUAAAAUUUCUAGUUCUGAUUCAGUUCCAAGUUCUGAUUCAGUUCCAAGUUUUGAUUCAGUCCCUAGUUCUGAUUCAGUUCCAAGUUCUGAUUAAUUCCCUAGUUCUGAUUCAGUUCCAAGUUCUGAUUCAGUUCCAAGUUUUGAUUCAUUCCCUAGUUCUGAUUCAGUUCCAAGUUCUGAUUCAGUUCCAAGUUCUGAUUCAUUCCCUAGUUCUGAUUCAUACCCUAGUUCUGAUUCAGUUCCAAGUUCUGAUUCAGUCCCUAGUUCUGAUUCAGUUCCAAGUUUUGAUUCAUUCCCUAGUUCUGAUUCAGUUCCUAGUUCUGAUUCAGUUUCUAUAGUUCUGAUUCAUUCCCUAGUUCUGAUUCAGUUCCAAGUUCUGAUUCAUACCCUAGUUCUGAUUCAGUUCCAAAUUCUGAUUCAGUUCUAAGUUUUGAUUCAGUUCCAAGUUCUGAUUCCAUUUCUAUUGUUCUGAUUCAUUCCCUAGUUCUAAAUCAGUUUGUAGUUCUGAUCCAUUCCCUAGUUUUGAUUCAUUCCCUAGUUCUGAUUCAGUUCGUAGUUCUGAUUCAGUUUGUGGUACUGAUUCAUUCCAUAGUUCUGAUUCAGUUCCUAGUUCUGAUUCCAUUUCUAUAGUUCUGAUUCAUU